CAAAUCAUUCUCCCUCAGCUCCCUUGACCAAGCAAAUCGAAUCGAAUCGCCGGGAGCGGGAGAGCGCAUCCAACUCCGCCGGCAAUGGCGAGCCUCACCUUGCCGCCGGCGCCUCCCAACCCCCGCCAGGACGCCAUCGACCUCCACAAGGCCUUCAAAGGGUUUGGGUGUGAUAGUACAGCAGUUUCAAAUAUACUUGCUCACCGUGACUCAAUGCAACGUGGAUACAUUCAACAUGAAUUCAAGACUAUGUAUUCUGAGGAACUUUCGCGUCGUAUAUCAUCUGAACUCAGUGGAAACCACAAGAAAGCAAUGUUGCUCUGGAUUCUUGAUCCUGCUGGACGUGAUGCAACUGUUUUGAGAGAUGCUCUGAGUGUUGAAGCUCCUGAUCUGAGAGCAGCUACUGAUAUAAUAUGUUCCAGGACACCAUCACAGCUGCAAAUAAUGAAACAGACAUAUUAUGCCAAGUUUGGUACCUAUCUUGAGCAUGACAUUGGUCAGCAAACUUCUGGUGAUCAUCAGAAGAUCUUACUAGCCUAUUUGGGCAUUCCACGCUAUGAAGGCCCUGAGGUUGAUCCCACUAUAGUGACACAUGACGCAAAGGACCUGUACAAAGCUGGUGAGAAAAAGCUUGGCACAGAUGAGAAAACCUUCAUUCGUAUCUUCACUGAACGCAGCUGGGCACACAUGGCAGCUGUUGCUUCUGCUUACCACCACAUGUAUGAUCGAUCGUUAGAGAAGGUUGUCAAGAAUGAAACAUCUGGAAAUUUUGAAGUUGCACUGAUAACUAUCCUCAGAUGUGCUGAGAAUCCAGCGAAGUAUUUUGCUAAGGCAUUAAGGAAGUCCAUGAAAGGUCUAGGUACUGACGACAGGACACUUAUAAGGAUUGUGGUGACGAGGACUGAGAUUGAUAUGCAGUAUAUCAAGGCAGAAUACUACAAGAAAUACAAAAAGCCGUUAAGUGAUGCUAUCCAUUCUGAAACAUCAGGGAGUUAUCGGACGUUCCUGCUCUCGCUUGUUGGUAGCCACUAGGCUAUGUUCUACGGCCAGACAUGCUGCUUUGCAUUACUUUACCUAAAUGCAGCGACUCUACCCGGACAAUCAUCAUGGAUUCACGGUGUACUGAGUCUUGCUGACAACUAUUUAUGCUUGCUCUCGUUUAUUCUUGCUGACAACUAUUUAUGCUUGCUCUCAUUUAUUAUCUUUGCCUAAAGUGUGUGUAUAUAUGAUUCGUAUCUGGGGACCCUUGUGCGGUUGCUGCUUGCUGGUGUUGGUGGUUCACUGUUACUUGGUUUGGUGAUUGUAUUCGGUUGUGCUAUUAUUAACUGUAGUGAGCACUGUAUUUUUCUUCAUUGAAAAAAGAGUGAAGAUGGAGUUCGUAGUGUUA
Molecule: messenger RNA, 1387 nt
Organism: Lolium rigidum
Lineage: Eukaryota; Viridiplantae; Streptophyta; Magnoliopsida; Poales; Poaceae
Product: annexin D5-like
Exons: 7
Coding region: 85-1032 (315 amino acids)
Cellular component (GO): cytoplasm
Molecular function (GO): calcium ion binding; calcium-dependent phospholipid binding
Source: RefSeq, a predicted model, not a curated record